Messenger RNA from Fundulus heteroclitus (mummichog), 1801 nucleotides. RefSeq names its product chemokine-like protein TAFA-1. The record is from RefSeq and is a predicted model, not a curated record. Gene Ontology annotation, biological process: neuroblast differentiation; regulation of neuroblast proliferation. The transcript has 6 exons. Bases 214 to 924 code for a protein of 236 amino acids. NCBI's taxonomy places the organism in Eukaryota, Metazoa, Chordata, Actinopteri, Cyprinodontiformes, Fundulidae. Gene Ontology annotation, molecular function: receptor ligand activity.
GUCUGGCUUUAAGACAUGUGAUACAGUUUUUACACUCAGCCAAGCUGCAUGGGAACAUUUGUCUCUCAGCGCUCGCUGAGUGAGGAGGGAAUCAGCGAGAGCCGCUGCUCGGAGGCUGCCUCUCACUGGAAGGAUGCGGACGAUGAAAAAAAAGAUUCCAAUACAGUUAAUUAAGGAGCGCUCCGCACGUGCUUUUAAGAUGCGUGGGCGUAAAUGAAUUCAGAGUCACUGGGGCCAGCUCCUCAAGGUGAAGAACUGAAAAAGCUUCAAUUUUUUCCCUUUUUUCUGACUCUGGCUUCACGGUUAUUUCUGAAUCACUGGACUGUUGCUAUCAAAGUGUGGAGCACGGAGGUAGAGUCAGUGGAGUUCCCUCCUCCAGCCCAGUUCAGAGUUCCUGGAUGGGAUCACCAUAAUCAGAAAAAUGGAUGGAUUUAUGGCAUAUUGUUGAGAUAUUUGCACACUGUUUGUUGGGUUGCUCAGCAGAUGUGUCCUGUCAUGUCCUGGCUGCUCUGCCUGUGCCUCUGGGUCAGUGUAACGGCCAUCCAGCUGUGUCAGGCCACCUUCUACGACACCAUCCCGCAGCAUCCUGGGACAAGGCCCGGGCGGACCACCAUUCACAUGAUUGAGGGCGGCACGUGUGAAGUAAUAGCUGCUCACAGAUGUUGUAACAAGAACAGAAUCGAGGAGCGGUCGCAGACGGUGAAGUGCUCCUGUCUGCCCGGGAAGGUAGCCGGAACCACAAGAAAUAGACCCUCAUGUGUGGACGCAUCCAUAGUAAUUGGGAAGUGGUGGUGUGAGAUGGAGCCUUGCCUGGAGGGGGAGGAAUGCAAGACGCUUCCUGACAACUCAGGCUGGAUGUGCUACGCCGGAAACAAGAUCAAAACCACAAGGAACACUCAGCCAUACACAACGUCGACGUAUUAACAUUUGGUUGGAGAGGAUGCAAGGGAAUACCUCUGGUUCAAAGCACUGUCAUUGGACCAAUUAUCACAAGAGACAAUGAAUCUAUUGUUGCUUCAAGAAAUGUGAACACUUUCAAAUCAGAGUGUCAAAAAGAUGUAGAAUACAUAAAGCACAUCUUGCUUGAGGCUCCUGAAAAUACCGACGCUCCAGGCAGCCUGAGAGGAACUUCAUCACAACCCUCUAAUGAAUCUAUUUUAAUCUUUUUUUUUUUUUUUUUUUGCAACUUUGACAUGGAAGACGGCUGUCUCUGCAUUUGGAGAAAUAUUUUGGGAGUGACUGCUUAGUGAGACGGAUGUCUGCGGCAAAAUACCCAUAACAGCAGAGAAAGAUAUCAAAGGACAUGGAAGGAGUAAAUGUAGAACUUGACAGCCCUCAGGACUUUUUUUUCUCUUUUUUUUAAUAUUGUGGAGUGUAAAAUAUUGUGCAUAAAUUGUUUGUCUUUUCCAGUGUACAUGAAAACUUAAUUUGUGCAGUUGGUAAAUCUUCCCUCUUUCUCUUACAGGAAAAAUCCAAAACAGCCAAAGGUUGAUGAAACCGAGUAUAUGAUGUGAAAAUGAAACAAAUGCAUUCUGAAAGAGAUGUUUGUUUGUCUUGACACAUUUUACCAUUAGUGUGUGGGCUACUUGUAUGCCUUUCAUCACCUCCUAAAUGGCUUUACAAAUUGAACUAGCGACCAUUUGCCCUGGAACUGAUGAACCCAACAGAGAUGUGCAAUCAGUGGGUUGUUUUCAAUACUUGAAAUGCCUUAUUUAUGUUAAAUGGUUCAACUGAUGAUUCUGUACAUAUGAAACCAUUUAUUGAUACAUGCUGAAAACCAUUAAAAUUGUUGUUCCUGUAA